Molecule: messenger RNA, 2072 nt
Organism: Ruditapes philippinarum (Manila clam)
Lineage: Eukaryota; Metazoa; Mollusca; Bivalvia; Venerida; Veneridae
Product: QRFP-like peptide receptor
Exons: 5
Coding region: 335-1507 (390 amino acids)
Biological process (GO): G protein-coupled receptor signaling pathway
Cellular component (GO): membrane
Molecular function (GO): G protein-coupled receptor activity
Source: RefSeq, a predicted model, not a curated record
GCACUGUUUCAAGUGCAACUUUUUUUUCUUUGUAAAUGGUUCCAUUAUAGAUAAUUUAAUCUAGAUGGAAGUACUUGUGCCAUUAAGAUAGGGAUACAAUAUAUAUGAAAAUUGAGGACUCUAUAUUCAGCUGAGAGUGACCCCUGAAAUAUGAUAAGGGCAGUCGUAUGUAGGUUUAGUCUAGUCAUAAAAGACUUGACAUAUUUUCAAAACAUGAGACUUACAAAAUUUUACAUAAACUGCAAUGAAAGAAUAAAGUGAACGAAACAUAGCUUACACAUUUUAGACACUCGGAAGAACAAUAUGAAGGUUGCGUUUUGAUUUUUAUGAAAAGAUGAAAAAUGAGUCUAAUUCGUUCUUACCUGGGGAAGAAUAUUAUGAUUAUGACUUUAAUGGAACGUUUGAUAUUGAUGAAUAUCUAAAAAAGGAUAAAGAAUCAGAUUUUGAUAUUGGAAUUAAAUAUGGACUGAACAUUUUGUCGUUCAUCGUCGCUUUCAUUGGAAACCUUUGUAUAAUCAUAGUUAUACUAAAAACCAAAAGUUUGAGAACAAAAUUCAACCUAUAUAUUGUUAACUUGGCCAUCGCAGAUUUUUUAAUGCCAACGAUAUGUAUGUGGAUAUAUAUGGUAAACAGUUCUAGAGACCAAUGGCUACUGGGCAGUUUUUUGUGUAAAAUUCACACUUUCGUUCAAGUAACAAUUGUUUGCACGAGCGUAUUCACAUUAACAACUGUAACAUUGGACAGAUUUCUGGCGACAGUUUGCCCGUCGGCUGUAUGGAUCACUCAGAAAUGCCAACCGCUCGCGAUCGUGAUAAUAUGGAUUUCUGCCUUAAGCAUUGCGGUUCCUUGGAUAGUUUAUCAGUUUUACGCCGAGUUUGAUUGGAUUGGUGGUCAUGAAAUUGUUUGCCAAUCCAAAUUUCCGUCAGAACAAGCACGGAAGAAUUAUUAUGUGGCUUUUUUCACGAUUGUUUUUAUAGUUCCACUGUUUUUAAUGUUUACUUUAAUUAUAAUUACAAUCGUUAAAGGCGAUGCGGUGCCACGACAUUCAUCAACAGAAAUUGAAACCUAUCAGGAGACUCGCAGAAAGGCUGUUUAUAUGACCUUGACAGUGGUAAUAGUAUUCUGCGUGUGUUGGACUCCCCAGCAAAGUCUUCUGCUAUGGGAUGCCUGUAGAGACCACAGAGACAGAUUCAAAAAGCAGCCAGACAUCAAGAGUUUACACAACAUUACAUUGUAUAUGGCUUAUUCCAGUAGUGCCAUCAACCCUAUAAUAUAUUACCUAUAUAACAAGUGUUUCAGGCACGCUCUGUACACGCUCCUCAAGACGAGAUGUAAGGGAGAUCAUUCCGACAUGUCCAUAGCACCAGUACCUGAGCCGAUAGAGAUGAAUGUUACAGCAACAACAAAUGUGGCAACAACAGUCAACAAUAGAAAAUUAAAUGAGGGGUCGUCAACAAACGGGUUUACUACUGACUCGUCGCUCACAACGAUGUCGCUAUCAGACUAAAUAUUCGUGUUCAAAAACAUUUUAUCACAUACCCUUGAUACUUCUACGACUCAUUUGCGUAAUACAAACAUAUAGUGCGUGUUACCUUUACAGUACAUUAUACAUGUAGGCGCGUCAAUGAAAAAUGAUUCUUGUUCACUUUAAACAGUCUUUAUAUUGGGUAUGUGAUAACAAGAAUAUUAUAUUUGUGUAGGUUCAUUACUGAAUAUAUUUGACUCGUUGAUGUCCUUCAGAAGCUCGCAUAAUACAUUUUUAUUCAACUCGUUCAAUAAAUUUAGUAUUGCACUUGCACGCAUUCUCUAUAAUGAGGACAAAUUUAAAAUAGUUACAGAAACGUAACAUCAACUGAAACAAAUGUGCGUAUCCAAACUAUAGAGUGAUGCAAUAUUGUUUUCAUGCAAUAGAAUAGUCUUUACUGGCACAAAACAAGUAGAAAGAAAACGUUGCUUUUGUGAGAGGCCAGUAGAAUUUUGUAAAUUGUCAUGUUGGUGCUUUCUCUUUUUUUCAUGUACAUUUGUGUAUAAAUGUGCAUGUAAUCAUAAUUAUUAAUUUUUUGUCAAUAAAC